AUGAGGACACCAGGCACUGUCUUGAGUUACCACCCGGAUGAAAGCCUAACCCAGCUUAUGGUGGUUAGCCGAUACGGACGACGACCUUCCUUGAACUUGGUUUGGUUGAUCUUGGUUCGAAGGGUGUGCCCCUCCCCAUGGAGCCCCGCCUCCUGGUCAGUAUAUAUACUGUCUCGGCCCUCCUUUCGUCAGUCUACCAUUAACAUCAUGUACAAGAUCUUCGCUGUACUGUGCAUCGUCGGAUGCACCUUAGCUAAGGAGAAGGCCAUUUCUCCAUCUUCUGAGUCACGUAGGCUGAAGGCAAGACAAGUUGGAUCGGUCUACGGCCUGGAACACUACAUCGAGCCCGUCCACCAUGUUGUAGACUACCUGCAUGAACCACAUGUAGUCGGAUCUGCUGUGCACUAUGUCGAACCAUCUGUGGUUAGUCUUGGUUCUGUACAGACAGCACCACCCUUGGUCCAUCCCAUUGGUCCAACACAUCAAGUGUACAGCUAUGUACCAUCUGUAGGCUAUGGUCACCCUUACAACAACUAUCAUUCCGGCGCAGCAACUCCUUUUGCUGCCUAUGCUCCAGUAAGCAGCCAACAGGUUAGCCGAGUUCAAUCUCCUCAAGCUGCAGUAUUCACUGGAUUUUCUCAAGGAGGUCAACAAUCAGGAUUAUCCCAGGUAACACAACAGGCUGGCUUUUCCCAGGAAACUCAGCAAGGUGGAUUCACCCAGGGAGAUCAACAAUCAGGGUUAUCCCAGGUAACACAACAGGCUGGAUUUUCCCAGGAAACUCAACAAGGUGGAUUCAGCCAGGGAGAUCAACAAUCAGGGUUAUCCCAGGUAACACAACAGGCUGGAUUUUCCCAGGAUACUCAGCAAGCUGGAUUCAACCAGGGAACUCAACAAUCUGCACUUCCACAGGAAAACCAACAAACUGCCUUUGCACAGGGUACUCAACAAUCAUCAUUUUCACAGGAAAACCAACAAUCUAUCUCUCAAUCAGAAAUACAGACGGAUAAUGCUCAAACACUUGUAGGACAAUCAGCCCAGCAAACAGAAACUCAGCAAUCUGCUAGUUCUCAAAAUGCGCAAGGAGCCCAGCAAAUCCCAAGCCAACAGAAUGGAAGAUUUCAGUUUGGAAUCCUCCAUUCAGGAUUCGGACAGCAACAACAGUUUGGAAUAGUUCAGACCCCCUCAUCCCAAUCCACUGAAUCUCAAGUCACCUUUGGACAAAGACAAGCAAAUGAUCAAUCAAGUGGACAGACCGUUUUCAGAGGAGCCCAGCAAUCCGGCAGCGUUUCGACUCAGCAGACAUCAGGAAGUUUCUCUCCUUCCACAGCUGUCUCUUCUGUAGCCGUCGCAAGACAACAGCCCACUAGUUCUCAGUCAGUCAGUCAACAGACCGGAGGAAGUAACUCUCCAGCAUCGACUACAUCACUUGGAUCACAAACUUUUGGAUUCGCCGCAACUCAAGGAGCACCCGCUGUUCGUCUAAUCCAACCAUACAAUCUCAGCCCAUCUUAUGCCAUUCACGGUCUUGGUUUCAGGACCAUCCAAUCCGGACCAUCAGGUUCAUUCGUUUCAAGCUCACAAGAUACAGCAGCCACAUCAGGUCAGAGCGCUUCAUCUGGAUCACAACAAUUCACUCCAACUGCUUCUGGAUUCCAAUUCUCUACACAGGGUCAGGGAUCUGGUAGCCAAGAAUCAUCCCAAGUUGAAGCUUUCAGAAGCGGAGCUGCGAAUCCUUCCGGCAUCCAAUACAGUUACACCAGCCAACAAUCUGCCAGCCAGCCAGCUACAGUGAGAUCUGGAACACAGGUCAGCGGUUCGGCAAGAGCCCAAGGUUCGUCAUCAUCUGCUGAUGGACAGGCACAAGGAAGUCUAUCUUCUUUCCGAUCAACAUUCGUCAGUUCCGGUGAUGCUAGUCAAGAUUCUUCUUCAAGCUCUCAAAAUUCUAGUCCAACUCAGCAGCCACCAGCAAUUCUUAGAAUGUCUAACGACCUGAGCUUCGACGGAUCUUUCAAUUAUGGGUUCGAGUCAGAGAAUGGUAUCUCUUCUUCUGCUGUUGGUUCCUUGAGGACCAUCGACGCUCAGCAUCCUGCCCAGAUCAUCUCCGGAUCUUACUCAUACACCGCUCCUGAUGGCACACCCAUCUCCACCAACUAUUACGCCGACGAGACUGGUUUCCACGCACAGGGUGCCCACCUCCCAACUCCUCACCCUCUGCCAGAAUAUGUCGCCAGGGCCCUGGAAAUCCUUCCUCAGCAGAGCAACGCCGAUCAAGUCCAGCCGACUGUCGAAAGCAACUGA
Molecule: messenger RNA, 2301 nt
Organism: Nezara viridula (southern green stink bug)
Lineage: Eukaryota; Metazoa; Arthropoda; Insecta; Hemiptera; Pentatomidae
Source: the annotation of a GenBank genome assembly